UACCCCAACCAAAUCGAUCUUCGUUCAUGCCUUUGGCCAUUCUAUUUCAGGCAUUAUGCAAAGGUUUUCUCCAAGGAAUAAAUUUAUUCCACUGGGCACUUUCCCACAUAUGGAAAUAACUUGUUAAUUCACAUCUUAUCAAUCUCUCCAUUCAGGUGCACAUAGGGUGGUGAUUGAGGGGUGGUGCAAUUUCGUGCCGACUACUGAAAUAUAUAUUUCCAAAUUAAAUAUACUAAAUUCUUUGAACUUUCAAAGAUACUUAACAUUAUUAUAAAAGUUGCACGUCAUCACCAUCACACUAUAUUUCAGAGUGAUUUAUAAAUUAUAAGUAAAGUAUGCGAUACUUACUUAAAUUAUAUACUAUAGCUAGCAGUCUUAGUAUCAAUUUCUCUCAAUUCUAGUGACACUGUCAACACUUGUUUUCAGCUUAUAUUUUGUUCUUUGUCCUCUGAUUUUUGAUUACUUAGAAUUUGGAUGUGUUAUGAUUUACAUGGCAAGUUGAAAUGAGGCAAAAGGAUUGUUAUAGAAAGAAAGGUUGGUGUAGUGCGAGUGGGAAAGUGGUGGUGGUUGCAGUUGAAGCUACGAAAGAAGUUCCAAGGACUGCUUUGGUGUGGGCAUUGACUAAUGUUGCUCAACCAGGGGAUUGUAUUAAGCUGCUGGGUGUCAUUCCUUGUAUGUGCUCAAAUUCAGACAACAGGAUUCGCAGCCUCUGUAGGCUUGCUACUGAUUGUAUCACUAGUCAGAGGACAUCCCGUUUAGGAACCGUCUCAGAUCAGAGACAAGUUUGUGUAAAUUCAUGUUCCCAAAUGGUGCUUCAACUUCAUGAAUUUUAUGAUCCAGAGAAGAUAAAGAUCAGAAUAAAAAUUAUUUCUGGUUCUUUGUGUGGAGCUGUGGCUGCUGAAGCCAAGAGAGCCCAAUCAAGCUGGGUAAUAUUAGACAAAAAAUUGAAAAAUGAAAAGAAAUACUGCAUGGAGGAGCUGAGUUGUAGUGUGGUAAUCAUAGAACGAUCGCGGCCAAAUGUUCUGCGAUUGAAUUUGAUAAGUUCAAGAAACAUGAAGCAGAAUGCAUUUCCAAGAAACAUCAAAGAAAAUUCUAAAAAUGCAGAUACAAUUAGGGGUCCAGUUGUUAAUAUUCCUGCAGCUAGUAGUCUAAAACAAGGGUCAAACAUGACAGAAAGUAUCUUUGGACAAAGGAGAGGUUUCUCCUUCUCUCAAAAGGAGCUGAAAAAUGUGGAGGAAGGUGAAUCCAAUUCACAGAGUGGAAUUAUUUUGAGUUUAUCCUCCUCUAGUUCAUAUUUUCAGCCAUGGACUUCAAAUAAAAUUUGUGUUGAUGAUGAGGCUUCGGUUUCUCAAGCCGAAGCAUUGGUUCAGAAAUUGGAUCAUGAUGUUAUCUUAGGAGUACUUAAUUGUAAACUUGAUGUGAACUUGAAUAGAAGUGUUACAGAAACAAUUUCACUAGUUCCAAUUGCCACUACUGCGACCCCCCCAUUGUGCUCUUUUUGUCAGCACAAGGCACCUUUGUUUGGGAACCCUCUAAGAUGGUUUACAUUUUCUGAACUGCAACUUGCCACUGAUGGAUUUUCACAGCCAAAUCUUUUGGCUGAAGAUGAGUUUGGUUCUGUACACCGUGGAGUGCUACCUGAUGAGCAGGUUGUUGCAAUCAAGAGGUAUAACACUGGUGCUCGGGGUGAUGAAGAAUUUUUGUCAGAAAUAGAGGUUUUAAGUUGUACACAACAUCGUAAUGUUGUGAUGCUAAUUGGGUUUUGUGUGGAGGAUGGAAGAAAAUUUCUGGUUUAUGAAUAUGUCUGCAAUGGAUCUCUAUAUUCUCAUCUUCAUGGAAAAAAUCAAAAUGUAUUGAAUUGGCAUGCACGUCAAAAAAUUGCACUAGGAGCAGCUCGUGGUUUGAGGUACCUUCAUGAAGAAUGUAGAGUGGGUUGUAUUGUGCACCGCGACGUGAGGCCUAGCAAUAUUCUCCUUACUCAUGACUUCGAGGCAUUAGUGGGAAAUUUUGGGCUUGCCAGGUGGCAUACGAAUCGAGAAAUGGAUGUGGAAAGCAGGGUGCCAGGAACACUUGGGUAUUUGGCUCCAGAAUGCACUCAAAGUGGUCAAAUCACUAAAGAAGCUGAUGUUUUCUUCUUUGGGGUACUAUUACUAGAGCUUGUUACUGGACGUAAAGCUUUAGAUAAAAGCAGACCCAAAGGCCAGCAAUGCCUCCAUGAAUGGGCACGUCCAUUGCUUGAGAGACAUGAAAUUGAUGAAAUAAUAGAUCCAAGUAUAAGAAACUGUGACAUUGAUCAGGUUCAUCGCAUGCUGCAAUGUUCCUCGUUGUGCAUACAACAAGAUCCACAUUUAAGGCCACGAAUGUCUCUGGUUCUCCAGGUGUUAGAAGGCUACACUUCGACGUGAUUGUUUAUCAUAUAUUUACACUCCUCUGAACAAUAAUGCAAAUAAGGCAAGGAGAUAAUGAUUUUCAAUGCAGACGAGGAGAUGACAAAAGAAACUUGAUCAUCUAUAGAUAAGAUUUUUAAGCACCAAGACUAUAAGAAGAACAAGGAGGUGUGUCAACCGACCGCGAAGAUAAAGUUUAGAGUGGUUAAAAAUACUCCCACUCGCUACCUUAGCCUUUGGUACCAUGAAAAUGGAACAAAAAGAUCCCAUAAAAAACAUAAGAGUUGUGGUGAAGAUACUCAAUUUAGUAGAAUCACAUAAUUUGUUGUUUAUGGAGGAGCACUAGUAGAAAAAUGGUAAUUUACGUCACUGUAUUCUCGUCGGAUAAAGAAGAAUCCGACGUUAAAAAAUUGCGGUAGCAUUUUUUAAUUAAGUCCAACUUUUUUACGUCGGCCCCUACGAGGUCCGACGUAAAAUAUCUACAAAUUUCAAAUUGUAUUCGCGCGCGCGUCAAUAUUUAAAUAAGAGAGCUUUGAGUGUAAGUGUCAUUCGAGUUUUCUAAGUUAAGAUUUCGUUUGAGUGUAUUGCAUUGAGUGUAUGUUUGCGCGUUUGGGUGAUUCUUGAAUUUUUGACCGAUUGUAUUGG
Cajanus cajan (pigeon pea) is the source of this 3032-nucleotide messenger RNA. The record is from RefSeq and is a predicted model, not a curated record. Lineage: Eukaryota; Viridiplantae; Streptophyta; Magnoliopsida; Fabales; Fabaceae.